Molecule: messenger RNA, 780 nt
Organism: Bacidia gigantensis
Lineage: Eukaryota; Fungi; Ascomycota; Lecanoromycetes; Lecanorales; Ramalinaceae
Exons: 3
Coding region: 1-780 (259 amino acids)
Biological process (GO): mitochondrial respirasome assembly
Cellular component (GO): mitochondrion
Source: RefSeq, a predicted model, not a curated record
AUGGCCGAUCCUGAUCUAUCAGAAGCACCGCUCCCCUCCUCCUUCGACCAAGAUGCAGACUUUCACAAUGAGAAACGACUGCACAAAUUUACGCGUCGGCUCAAGGAGGAGCCUCUGAUUCCUGUCGCUAUUCCAGGCUGCGCCCUUACGGUCUGGGCUCUUCAGAAUGCCGUUAGAUCAUCCCGAAGCGGUGAUUCCUCGCGCACGAACCAAUAUUUCCGAUACCGUCUCUAUGCACAAUCAUUUACUAUUGUGGCCAUGUUGGGGGGUUCUUUCUACUACAACGCCGAUCGCUUAAAACGUGGCGAAUACGUGAAGCUCAAGAAAGAGCAGGACAAACAGGCCAAGAAGGACGCUUGGAUUAGAGAGCUCGAGGCUCGCGACGCAGAAGAUCACUUAUGGAGGGAGAAGGUCAAAGAUAUACAGAAUGCGCAGCGGGAAGAAGCCGAGAGGACGCGGCUCGCGAGGCAGAAAGAAAAAGAUGAAGGUCAGGAUAGUGAUAGCCGGGGUGUUCUCGAGGCCGUAAGGCAAAAGAGUGAUGAGGCUAAGGCCAAGGAGACCAGGAUGCAGAAGGUGGAAGAAGGGUUUGAGAGACGUCCGAAGGUAGAGGGGAAAUUGGAGUCGCCUCCGCCACCGGGUGGGGGGCCUGAAAGACCAAAGGCGAAGCCGAAGAGUGUUUUUGGGGAAUCAGAAGAGGGUGGCAUCAUGGGAUUCGGUACUUUGAAGGCUUUGUGGAAGUAUCUGAGCUCAGAUCCUGAUGGCAGCGAAGAUGAGAAGUGA